UUUCCCUCUUUUCUUUGUUAGGGAGAAUUGGAGAAGUUAAAUCAAUCCACUGAUGACAUCAACCGGCGGGAGACUGAACUUGAGGACGCUCGUCAGAAGUUCCGCUCUGUGCUGGUUGAGGCAACAGUGAAACUGGACGAGCUGCUGAAGAAGAUUGGCAAAGCCGUGGAAGACUCGAAGCCCUACUGGGAGGCGCGGAAGGUGGCGAGGCAGGCUCAGCUGGAAGCUCAGAAAGCCACGCAGGACUUCCAGAGGGCCACGGAAGUGCUCCGGGCCGCCAAGGAAACCAUCUCCCUGGCCGAGCAGCGGCUGCUGGAGGACGACAAGCGGCAGUUCGACUCUGCCUGGCAGGAGAUGCUGAAUCAUGCCACCCAGAGGGUCAUGGAGGCAGAGCACACCAAGACAAGGAGCGAGCUGGUGCACAAGGAGACAGCUGCCAGGUACAACGCAGCCAUGGGCCGCAUGCGGCAGCUGGAGAAGAAACUCAAGAGAGCCAUCAACAAAUCCAAGCCUUAUUUUGAACUCAAGGCAAAGUACUACAUGCAGCUUGAGCAAUUAAAGAAGACCGUGGACGACCUGCAGGCCAAGCUAGCCCUGGCGAAAGGCGAGUACAAGACGGCCCUGAAGAACCUGGAGAUGAUCUCAGAUGAGAUCCACGAGCGGCGGCGCUCCAGCGCCAUGGGGCCUCGGGGCUGCGGGGUCGGGGCUGAGGGCAGCGGCACAUCCGUGGAGGACCUGCCAGGGCGCAAACCUGACCCAGACGCCGUUUCAGUGGCCUCUGAAGCCUUUGAAGAUGACAACUGCAGCAACUUUGUGUCUGAAGAUGACUCGGAGACCCAGUCUUUGUCCAGCUUUAGUUCAGGACCCACGAGCCCAUCUGAGACGGUCGACCAAUUCUCUGCAGUUGUGAGGCCCGGCAGCCUGGAUCUGCCCAGCCCUGUGUCCCUGUCAGAGUUUGGGAUGAUGUUCCCGGUAUUAGGCCCUCGCAGCGAAUGCAGUGGGGCCUCCUCCCCGGAGUGUGAGGUGGAACGAGGAGACAGAGCAGAAGGGGCAGAGAAUAAAACAAGUGACAAAGCCAACAACAAUCGGGGGCUUAGCAACAGCAGCAGUGAUGGUGGCAAGAGCCAAAGCAGCGCCUCCCCUGAGGGCCAGGCCUUGGUGAACAGGAUGAAGCAGCUCGCCCUCCAGUGCGCAAAGGGAAGAGAUGGGAUUAUUGCUGAUGUAAAAGUGGUGCAGAUCGGCUGAUCCAUCCAAGGUUCUGGCCCCAAUACAUAUCACUAUUUAAACGAAACUGUGGAGAAUGUUGUGCCAAUAAUCCUUUAAUACAUGCCAAAUCGUAAGCGUUUACUCUAAACUGCACUAGUGAAGUUUCGGCGACCUUGAGGGCUGAAGACUUUUCUUCUGGGUAAGAGCUCUUAGGCUGGUUUGUUUUCCAGAGCAGAAUUUUUGUUGCAGGUGGACUGUGACCAGGUUCACAGUCUUUGUGGAGCAUUAACUGCAACAGUGUUAUGGAAGCAAUAACUAGUUCCUACGAAAGAUCCCGAGCCAGGAAAGGAGCUUGGAAGCUGACCCCACCUGGGGUCAACAGCUUGCUUCUCUUUCCCAUCUCUCACCCUCAGUUUGGGAAAAUAUGUUCUCUCCUUUGUAUCUCAGGGGGGGAUCUAAAUGAAAAGAGGAAGCUCAAAUAUUCAGAACAUACCUUUUUGACCCAGUGAAGGCAUAAAAAGUCCAAGAACAUAAUUCAUUUUUAUCAUCUCUGGUGUUGAGAAGGGGCUUUAAAAAGUGUAUGUUGGGACACCCAUUAAAACCAUUUUCUAUAAAGGUUACUAUGAACUGCACUUUUGGGGGGUGGGAAAGGUGAAUGCCAGUGUGGGAAUGGGGGAUUGGGGGGAUGAGGGUAGCAAGGACAUGCCAUAGAAUGGGAUUUGUGGCUGUGGGAGAGAAGGUUCUAUAGCAUAAACCUGAUCCCACCAGCUGCCAGCCAAGGGGACUUAUUCUAAGAAGUGCAUGUGAAGAACGGUUGCCACUGUUAUUCUAGAUUGACAAGGUGUUAAUUUCUCUGUAGGUUGUAACUUUAAAAAUAAAAAACUUAUUUAAGGGUUAUGCUACACUAGUAUUUCUUAGAGGAAAUUGUUUCUUAAAGCUAGGAAAGGGAGUAGGCAUGUGUUGGCAAAGGCUGUUAACUAGAUGCAAUGGAGUCUGUUAGUCUAAUAGUGAGUGUUAAGACUGCUUUUCUUUAAUGUUUUCAAUGUUACACAUAUUUAAGAGCAUUGUAUUUUAUGUUAAGAAAACUUGGCAUUUCUAAAAGGAAAAAAGCAACCCCAUUUCAAGUUGUUCGUUAAUUCUGUCACAACUGGUAUAUUUUAGUCAUUUGUAAAUCUUCAUACUGUAGCGUUUUCUCCUUUUUUAAUGACUGAUACAGUAUCUUAAUUACAAGGUUAUUUUGUACUUGUCUUAAUACCUUAAGUGUAAUAAAACCCGCUUAAGAAAAUGUCUAGCUUUCUAUGACUUCAAAUGAGAAAUCUCGAUGUUGCCUAAAUCUUCUAAUCUAGGCAACUUUCUUGCCAUAGGAAGAGCAUGGAAUGCAGUGGUCAUCUGUUCUUAUUUUCAAUUAAAAGUCAUGGAUCCUCAUAAUUUAAGCCCCAAUUACCAAGGUUUGAAUCAGAAUUCUACUUUUGCUGCUACAAAACUUAGCAAUAAGGAGACAGUGGCAGGAAAAUAAAGACAAGAUGGUUUUAUCGAAA
This is a messenger RNA of Miniopterus natalensis, 2744 nucleotides long. The record is from RefSeq and is a predicted model, not a curated record. NCBI's taxonomy places the organism in Eukaryota, Metazoa, Chordata, Mammalia, Chiroptera, Miniopteridae.